AUGGCGGUUGGAAAGAACAAGAGACUCUCCAAGGGGAAGAAAGGUCUCAAGAAGAAGACCGUCGACCCCUUCUCCCGCAAGGACUGGUACUCUAUCAAGGCACCCAGCUCCUUCAGCGUCCGAGAUGUCGGCAAGACCCUUGUGAACCGUACCACUGGUCUCAAGAACGCAAACGAUGCUUUGAAGGGCCGCAUCGUCGAGGUCUCUCUGGCCGAUCUCCAGAAGGAUGAAGAGCACUCCUUCCGCAAGGUUCGCCUCCGCGUCGACGAGGUCCAAGGCAAGAACUGCCUGACCAACUUCCACGGCUUGGACUUCACUUCCGACAAACUUCGAUCUCUGGUUCGCAAGUGGCAGACUCUGAUCGAAGCCAAUGUCACUGUUAAGACGACUGAUGACUACCUCAUUCGUCUUUUCGCCAUCGGAUUCACCAAGAGACGGCCCAACCAGAUCAAGAAGACCACCUAUGCCGCUUCUUCCCAGAUUCGAGCCAUCCGACGCAAGAUGACCGAUAUUAUUCAGCGUGAAGCUUCCAGCUGCACCCUUACUCAGUUGACGUCGAAACUGAUCCCUGAGGUUAUUGGCCGCGAGAUCGAGAAAUCCACCAUUGGCAUUUAUCCUCUGCAAAACGUGCACAUUCGCAAGGUUAAGCUUCUGAAGGCCCCAAAGUUCGACUUGGGUGCCUUGAUGGCCCUUCAUGGUGAGUCGGGGACGGACGAUCAGGGCCAGAAGGUUGAGCGGGAGUUUAAGGAACGAGUUUUGACUGAGGUUUAA
Pochonia chlamydosporia 170 is the source of this 771-nucleotide messenger RNA. RefSeq names its product ribosomal protein S3Ae. The record is from RefSeq and is a predicted model, not a curated record. The coding region runs from base 1 to 771 and encodes 256 amino acids. Gene Ontology annotation, biological process: translation. The transcript has 5 exons. Gene Ontology annotation, molecular function: structural constituent of ribosome. Lineage: Eukaryota; Fungi; Ascomycota; Sordariomycetes; Hypocreales; Clavicipitaceae. Gene Ontology annotation, cellular component: cytosol; ribosome.